AUGGACUACUUCGACCUGCAGCUACAUGGAGACGGCGGGGACUUCAAUGACGAAUUUGGGUUGGGGAGGAGUGAUGAGGCAUUGCUCACCGAACAGCACGGUGUAAGAACACCGGCAAGUCUUCGCCCACGUCAGAUAAUUUGUCCUGCAUUGACAACAGCUCCGAAUGGCCAGGUCGGGACACCAAUGGAAUCGCACUGGAGCGCGGAGAGACAGGUCACUAUGUCCGUCUCGACGACAUUCCAGCCGACCGCUAUGCUAGACGUUACCUUCCCUGACAUUGCUCUGGUUUCUUCCGAUCAAAUCCUCUUCUACGUCCAUAGGACCCGCCUACUCGCAGCAUCAGCCAAUAAGUUCAAGGACCUCAUAAACCCCUACUCCCCGACAGAUGGGACCGGAGGGCCACCUACCGUCGUCCUGCCCGAGAGUGCCGACGUACUGAAUAUCGUCCUUCAUACGAUCUACUAUCUCCCCGCCGCGCAAUUCCUACCAUCUUUCGAGACGGUGUCCUUGGGGUUGGAAUCCCUUCUCAAGUACGGGUUCGCACCACAGCUAUAUGCAACACCAUCGCAGCCACUAUUCUCCCUCCUACUUUCCUUCGCGCCUCAUCGGCCCAUUGACACGUUCGCACUGGCGGCCGCGUACGGCCUGGAAGAUGUAGCAGUAGCGAGCUCGGCGCACCUUCUAUCCUUCUCGCUGUCGACACUGACAGACGAGUUGGCGGAGCGUAUGGGCUCCAUCUACCUCAAGCGGCUCUUCUUUCUCCACCUUGGACGCAUGGAAGCACUCAAGGCCCUGCUACUUGCUCCACCGCGGCGACACCCCGAAGCACGGGAUUGCGAUGCAAGCCAGCAGACGACGCUCGCGAGAGCGUGGGCACUGGCAUCUGCUCACCUCGUGUGGGAUGCAAGACCAAAUUUGUCAACGCACCUGCUUCGAGCAACACUCUUGCCACUUGAGCGAGGGAUCGAAUGUGCGCUGUGCAGACAGGCUCUGCAUGACAGAGUGGUGCUACUGAUGAUAAAGUGGGCUGCUGUCAAGGUGAGACGCAAACGAUGUAUUGAUUUUGGCAGCCUCCCAAUGCAUCUGCGCUGA
Messenger RNA from Fomitopsis serialis, 1095 nucleotides. RefSeq lists its product as uncharacterized. The coding region runs from base 1 to 1095 and encodes 364 amino acids. NCBI's taxonomy places the organism in Eukaryota, Fungi, Basidiomycota, Agaricomycetes, Polyporales, Fomitopsidaceae. The record is from RefSeq and is a predicted model, not a curated record. The transcript is spliced from 2 exons.